Messenger RNA from Zymoseptoria tritici IPO323, 1479 nucleotides. RefSeq lists its product as uncharacterized. Gene Ontology annotation, molecular function: protein serine/threonine phosphatase activity. The transcript has 2 exons. The coding region runs from base 1 to 1479 and encodes 492 amino acids. Lineage: Eukaryota; Fungi; Ascomycota; Dothideomycetes; Mycosphaerellales; Mycosphaerellaceae. The record is from RefSeq and is a predicted model, not a curated record.
AUGAACAGCUUCAAUCUCUUGUCGCGACUCAACACUCCUCCGCCUUCACCACCGCGAUCCCGCACUGGUUCCUCGACCCAUAUUCCAGGCCUCCAAUCGUCGGACGUGGACAUUGGCUCGAUAUCUGAAAAGCUGGUCGGCGGGAAAGACGUGCAACAUGCUGCAGAGGAGGACGAGCGCAGUCAGCAGGAGUACAUCGACGAGAAGACACCGUUGCUCGAGAACGGCACCACGGUGACGGACGAAUCGGGAUUGUCGAGCAGAUACGCGUGGUAUUCGCCGAGGAGAAUAGCACACGCCGUGUUGUACGGUGUACAUCUGAUCGUUCACACUGUGACAGCGCCGGGAAGAUUUGUAGUGGCCUGCUUCUACGACGAACGCGGUCGCUUCUCUACCAUCAUGCCGCUGCGCAAGUUCGCCAGCCUGGUCUCGCGGCGCAAAAGGAAACGGCAGAUACAUACCGCGACGGGAGGAGACUCUUCGUCAGAUGAUAAGGAGCGAAUGACCAAGAAACAUCACACUCGGAGAUCACCCUCCGUGGACAGCAUAUCGUCGACAGGCUCCGAUCUCGAUGACAGUCCAGCCCGACAUACUCGAUCAAGAACUGCAUCACUUUCCCCCGGCCCACCCGGAGAAUCAGGCCGCCCACCCCGAAAGAGCAUAAGGAUCAAGGUCGCCAACGAUGAGGCUUUGCGAAUGCGAAAGGCGUCCAAAGCUGGCUCUACCAGCCUACCUGGCUCCGGCGACAACGACAUAGCUCUUGUCGCCUCCGCGCUGAAAUCGCCUUCAUCUGUGGGAGCUUCUGCCAAACUCACACGCUACCCACGAGCACCUGCAACUCCACGACCUCUAGUUCCCCGUCGGCAACCCUCAUACACCCUCUCGUACUCCUCCGACACGCCCAGAAAGACACUAAUCAUCGACCUCGACGAAACACUAAUCCACUCAAUGGCCAAGGGCGGCCGUAUGUCCACCGGUCACAUGGUCGAAGUGCGUCUCUCCUACCCGACCUCAACAUCGGCCAACUCUCCACCUCUCGCAUCCGGUGUACCGAUCCUCUACUAUGUCCACGAACGUCCCGCCUGCCACGAAUUCCUCCGCAAAGUCGCCAAAUGGUACAAUUUGAUUGUCUUCACGGCCAGCGUGCAAGAGUAUGCUGAUCCGGUUAUUGACUGGCUGGAGCGGGAGAGGAAGUAUUUCUCGGGAAGGUAUUAUCGACAGCACUGCACAUACCGUAAUGGAGCGUACAUUAAAGAUCUGGCCAUGGUGGAGCCGGAUUUGAGUCGGGUUGCGAUUUUGGAUAAUAGUCCGAUGAGUUAUAUCUUUCACGAGGACAACGCGAUCCCCAUCGAGGGCUGGAUCAGUGACCCGACGGAUAACGACCUUCUGCAUUUAAUACCGUUUCUGGAAGGACUGCAAUAUGUGACUGACGUGAGGGCAUUAUUGGCUUUGAGGAGAGGAGAAGCGCAACAAGCGUGA